Messenger RNA from Moesziomyces aphidis, 1314 nucleotides. Lineage: Eukaryota; Fungi; Basidiomycota; Ustilaginomycetes; Ustilaginales; Ustilaginaceae. The record is from the annotation of a GenBank genome assembly.
AUGAGCAUCUCCGACACCACACCCGUGGGCGGCGUCGCUCCAUCCACCAAGCUCGCCGCGGUCGCCAAACCCAGCGCACCCCGGCGCAAUCGCAUCCGCCGCGGCCAGAAGCUCGACGAGGUGGUGCUGCUUGCCGAGCAGCGCAUGCACUCUUCCGACGAGCCGCGAUCCACAGCCACUGUCGCUGCACCGGCAGCGUCGUCUUCUUCCGCUGCCGGUCCUUCGUCGGCAGCAGGAGGCGAGAGCCCGUUCCAGCUGCAAGAGUACCUGGCGAUGCUGGUGCGUCGCGACCCGCACGCUGUCGAAGCCAUCACCUCUCUGCCCACAGAAGCGGACAUCGAAGCGUCCGACAAGGGCAAGUCGAAGGACGACUCGGAGGACGAUGGCAUGCUGCAGAACGUCGACACGGACAUUUGGGUAUACGAGCAACUGCGGCGUCUGGUACUCGACCUCACAACGCCGUGGCUGACGGCGCUGCAGCAGGAGUGCGACCGGGACGCGCGGCCACAGACGUGUGCGGCCAUGAAUGCGGGCGACUGGAUGUACCUGUGCGCAUCGCACGGUGAGGAGAAACAGUGCUGCGCCAUCGACUACAUGGUGCAUACGCUCGACGGCGCCACGUCGCUGCUCAACUCGGCGCGCCACUUUCCCUCGCGCACGUACGUGCCCAACACGAGUCUGCGCCACUUUGGCAGCAUCGCCCGCCGGCUGAGCCGCAUCUUUGUGCACGCAUGGUGCUAUCACCGCGACACGUUCCUCGCGUGCGAGGCCGAAACCUCGCUCUACGAACGCUUCUACAGCCUCGUUCAGACGUACGACCUGACGGCCACCGAUAAUCUUCCGCCCCGACCCAGCGCUGCUGGUCACAGCGGCGAUGAGAGCGAGCUGUUCUCGCGGGGCCCGGUGGUGGCCAACGGUACGACGGCAAAGCGCGAGAGGAGCGGGACGGCGGCUCAGCGCACGUUGCCACAGAGCAUGCAGGCGGAUGCGGUGGGGCUCGUGCCUCCGCCCGCACCCAGUCCGCGCCCCACGGCGAUUCUCAGCAGACCAGACCACGACGAGGCAGACGACCAUGCGCCCAGCUGGGCUGCUGGGCCCACCGACGCGGACAAACACAGCUUCCUCUCGUCCAAUGACGAUGAGGAUGACGAUGAGGAGGAUGAAGAGGACCAAGAGGAGCAUACGCAGAAGCUCGCCGGUGUGAAAGAGGAUGACGACGCGACCAUCUCACUGCGCGGGGCGGCGGUUGCCGCUGCACUCGUCGAGGACGAGGUGAAGGCAGACGACGAGCAACCGACGAGCGAGACGGCAUGA